Tricharina praecox is the source of this 324-nucleotide messenger RNA. RefSeq lists its product as uncharacterized. Bases 1 to 324 code for a protein of 107 amino acids. Lineage: Eukaryota; Fungi; Ascomycota; Pezizomycetes; Pezizales; Pyronemataceae. The transcript has 3 exons. The record is from RefSeq and is a predicted model, not a curated record.
AUGGCUGAAUGUGUUCUUGCACAAGCCCGCUCCUUCGUCGGCGAAGCGACCAGACUCAACACCUUGUUCGCAGACUUCGAACAAUUCGCGACCAGGCUCCUGGCCGAACACGGCCACCGCGCUGUACUGGUAUUUGAUAACAUCGACGUUAUCGCCAAGGAAGACCCGAAACUUCUAUACACGCUGCAGUCACUCGCAAAGGAGGCCGCCGACAACGGUCCGUACAAGAUGGUGUUUGUAUGCUCUGACGGUCCUGCGCUAGCUCAGAUGAUGGCGGGCUCAGCUUGGUCACGAGGCCACUACGAUUUCGAAUGCGAUAUCUGA